Molecule: messenger RNA, 1355 nt
Organism: Symbiodinium necroappetens
Lineage: Eukaryota; Dinophyceae; Suessiales; Symbiodiniaceae
Source: the annotation of a GenBank genome assembly
GACCGUUUGGCGCGUUGGCUCGAGCAUGCAGGUGAGAACGAGACCGUCGAUGCCUCAGGGGAUACGGACUUGUCGGAGGUCCAAGGAGCCUGGGAUAGAGUCCAUGAGCUUCGGGAGGAACUGAAGGCUCUGACUGGGGUUGAGGUCUCCACGCGCGUGUCUGAAGGUGAUGGUGCGGACACGGUGUUGCAGACUCGAACGGUGUCCUUACCGGAGGUCCUGGCGAACUGGGAGGUUUGGGAGCAUCCUGCCAAUAAGGAGAUUUCGGCCUUGGUUGAGGAAAAGCGUGCUUUGAUUCCAGUGGAUUGGAAACAGGUGCAGCGGUGGAAAGAAUCUGGGAAACGAGUAACCACCAUUCCGGCUAAGGCAGUGUGGACGGUCAAAGCUCCUGAUGGUCGGCAUAAAUGUAGAAUAGUGGCAUGUGGAAACAUGGCACCCUCGAAGGAUGAGAGUCGCCAGGAUCAUAAGGACGCUGUGUUCGCCUCUUCCCUUGAUGUUACGCACUUGCGAUGUGCAUUGGCAGUAGCUACUAGGCGUUCCUACGAGAUUGCCAUUACUGACAUCCGGACUGCCUUCCUUAAUGCGGAACUCUUACCUAGAGAGAGGGUCAAGGCGGAACAGGCCGCAGCGGCGGCUGCGGACGGAGAAAGCGUGCCAAUUGAUGAAAUCGUGAUCUUACUGCCGCCGCGGUGUUUGAUACAGCGGGGCUUGGUCGGAAGGAACACCCUUUGGCAAGUCGCAAAGGCUAUUUACGGAUUAGACACCAGUCCCAGGGAUUGGAGUUUGAGCCGAGACUUCACGCUGAGACGAUUGGCCGUGAAAUUCCAAGGACACCGGUCCACUGAAGCAGAUGAUGAUGACGGCGUAGCAUGGAGAUUUUGGAUCGGGGUCGUAGUUUUGGUCGUGUGCUGCUGGGAAGGGCUGAAGCUUGGGAUUAGGUUGAAUCACUCCAGAUGCAGACAGAGCUCAGAGAGAUACUUGGACGAUGCAAUCGAAAGCCCUGUACGUCCUCCGGACGAUCGCCCUGGCCCACAUGUGCGAGUAUUUAGUGUCGAGGCCCAAGGGCGGGUGUUGUCGGUCUUCAUCCUGAUCGUAUGGUCGCCCCUGUUAUCAGGGAGGCAGGCUUUCGGCAGUGCACCAGCUGCCAAUAGGUGGCAUCGCACACCGCGUAUCCAGUUGUUUCAUCCCGGCUAUGCUCGAGAAGAAAUUGGUCAAGUGGAGUUCACCGGACGUCGAAGGACGCUGGUGUAUUACACUGCCACCAAUCGCUAUGAGAUCGUUGAUGAUGACUUUACCGAUCCUGUGGGCACGGCAGCGGCCAUGCCAGCAGGGGGAGCGGAGAUCCUGCAAGGUAC